Metopolophium dirhodum (rose-grain aphid) is the source of this 6364-nucleotide messenger RNA. RefSeq lists its product as uncharacterized. The transcript has a single exon. The record is from RefSeq and is a predicted model, not a curated record. Lineage: Eukaryota; Metazoa; Arthropoda; Insecta; Hemiptera; Aphididae. The coding region runs from base 1923 to 5504 and encodes 1193 amino acids.
ACGCAAAAUUAGUUUUAUUAAGAGAAGAAAAAAUGGAUAUAUGUAAAAAAUAUAGUGAUUUAUAUGUUACAAAUUUUCGUAAGCGAGAACACUGUUUCGGUAAAAGGUUAGAUUUUAUUACAACAGCAGAAUCUAAGCGCGAAAGAUUUAGAUCAGGUUAAAAUUUUUUUUUUUAAAUUUGUUAUGAAUAAUUAGUAAUAAUAUUAUAAGUUUAUAUUUAUGUAUAUAGGUAUUCAAUGUAAUUUUCUUUUUUAUAGUUUAUAAUAUAGUAUUGUUUUUUUCAUUUACGUUAUUAUUAAAUUAUUCGUUAGUUUCUGCAAACUAAAUAUAAUCAUUGAAAACUAUAAUUUAUACACGAUCUACCAUCAUAGUUAAUUUUUAUUUUGAUAUAAAUGCUUAUAUUAUACUUGGUUUCAUAAAAUAAUAUAAGCAUUUAUAUGUGAACUAACCUAAUAAAGAAACAUUUAUAUAAAUAUAUAUAUAUAUAUAUAUAGGUCAGUCAGAGUGAUUAAUCAUUACGCCAGAAAAAUCGUAAGAGCUGAUGAGGCCUGUGACAACGAACAAAUAUAUGAAUGUGUAUACAAACUUUCGAAACUACCGAUGACUAUAGAACUUUUAGAAGCCACUGGAAUUGGUCUAGUGGUCAACAAAUUAAGAAGUAGAGGCGGAGUCGUAGGGAAAUUAGCAGAAAGAGUAGUCCUUACUUGGAAAUAUGUUGUAAAAACAGAAAUAUUAUUAUUUUCCCAAGGAGAACCAUAGCUUUUAAGUGUUAAACAUGUUAGUAAAUUAUGAUUAACACAAUUUUUUCUUAUAUAAAAGAGUUAAAUAUAAAAUAAAAUAAUAAAUUAUUAUUAUUAUUGUACAUUAUUUUAUUUCUAUUCAAUUUUUCUAGAAUAAAAAAAAACAAAAAAACAAAAAAAAAAAAAUGGAGUCGUCACUUAUCUUAGAAAAAAUCAACUCCAUAUUACAACAACGUGACGAAAACAACCUCGGCAUGGAUGAAAUUAAAGUCACUUUCAGAAAAAACUUGAGAGAAAUAAAUAUAAAGAUUCUGAAAGCGAGAUUGAAAACGACACGAGCAAUAUUAGAAGAAGAAAAACAAACGAUGAUAAAUAAUUAUAAAAAUUCAAAUUAUAUAGCGUUUCUUUGUGAAAAAAAUAUACAGAAAGGUCUUAGUGAGUUGUAUGAACAAUUAGACAAAUAUUGAUAAUAUUCAGUUUUUCCAAAAAAUAAAAUUUGUUUUUACAAAUAAAUUAUUUUGUUAUUAUUUAUUAUUUUAUAUUAUAAAAAUAUAUCGAAUGAUAUUGUCAUAAAUUAUAAAAUAUAUCAUCCCUGUGUAUAUAAUAUCUGUUGAAGAAUAAUAAAUGUUUUAUAUCAUCAAUUCUGGAUAAGUUUGAUAAUCGUUCAAAUAAAACUAAUGCAAUAAAAAUGUUAGGAAAAGUGGUUUAGAUUUAAAAAAAACGUAUCAAUUAACAGUUAGUUUUGAAAUUCUAUGUAAUUUUCAGAAUCAUGAACUCAGAAAUAAACGUAGUUAAAAGCAGAAUUCUAGAAGUAGAACAGCAGGUGCGUGACAAUAAACGCUAUUGUAUCGAGAAACGGAAAGCAUUUCAAAAAGUAUUUACAAAAAUUAAUGAUUGUAUUAAGAAAAAAACAGUUUUUAAAAAUAAAUUGAUAAAUGAACAUAAUAGUUUCGAAAAAUAUUCAAGUGAAUGUAAAGCAGAUCUUCAGUGCCGGUUAACAGAACUAAACAAUCGGUUAAGAGAAUUAGAAUCUGAGUAAUUUCUUAUUAUAUUAACCAAUUCUUUUUUUCUUUGUAAUAAUUUAGAAUUAAUACUUUUAUUAUAUUUUGAAAACAAUAUUCUGAAUUGCUUGCAUAAGAAUUAAAAAAAAAGAAGUUGAUGUUAUAAUAAAUUUACAAUAUUAUGAUUGCUUUCACCUAUGUUUUUUUUUAUUUAAUCUAUUUUUUCAGUUUCAUAAUGAAAAGAAAAACGGUUACAAAACACGAGCGGAUGUCAUCUUCUGACGAAGGUUUAUUUGAAAUCGAGAGAUUUAAGAAAUGUUCAAAAACAUUUUUGAUUAAGAAUACUUUAAAUUUUAUAGAUUACACGCUUUUUUUUAACUAUGUUAGAGAUAAAUUAAUUUUAAAGUUAAAAGAAUCAUGUUUACAAUCAUCUAUAAAAUUUAAUUUACAUGUGGAUAGCGUAUACGAAAGAAUACUCACUCAAGAAGUUCGGGACAUAGCUUUCAAAACUUCUAAUACACUUGCAUGUAAUUCAUCCAAUUUCAAUAAAUUACUAAAUGGAAUGUUCAAUAAAUUAUUAUCUGAACAAGACCAGUUUUUAGCGAAAGGAUCUGGGUGGUCCCUUAAAACUAUAGAUGUAUUACAAUUGAGAAUUAAUACAGUGAAUCCUCUCAGAGGAGGAACGUAUCUAGAUCUACCUGAAUAUAUAAAAGAUAAAAGAGCAAUUAUAAAUGUAAAAAAUAACGAUGCUAAAUGUUUUAAAUAUUCAAUACUAUCUAAGUUUGAUAAUCGAUCGAAUAAAACUUAUUUGAAUAAGAAAUAUUUUAAAAUGUUAGAAACAAAAAGUGGUUUAGAUUUUAAAUGUAUUGAUUUUCCAACACCAAUCAGUCAGAUGAAAAAAUUUGAACGUACAAACGAUGUAUCAAUUAAUAUUUAUAGUUUAAAUGAUAAAAAACAUAUUUUUCCUUUGUAUAUUUGUAAUACUGAAAGAAAAAAACAUUUCGAUCUUUUUCUGUUCAAUAAUGAUGAAACAUCACAUUACUGUUAUAUAAAAAAUUUUUCAAGAUUCGUUAGAAGUCAGAAAACUAAAAAUUGUACUAAGCUAAUUAUAUGUAAAAGAUGUUUUACUACUUUUGGGAACAAACCGUGUAAAAGCAAACUUUGGGGUAUGAAAGGAUUGAUUGAACAUCAACAUAAUUGUAGAAAGAACCAAUUAGGGAAACCUAUAAUGUUUGAAGAGGGAGAUGAUGAUUUUAUUUAUUUUAAAAGUUAUAAAAAAACUCAAAGGAUACCAAUUGUUAUUUAUGCAGACUUCGAAUGUAUUUUAACUCCUAAAAAACCUGAUGAAUUCAUUCAGAGUUGUAAAAAAAAAAAAACAUAUAUUACACAUUUACAUGAAAUUAUGAGUUAUGGGUUUUAUGUAAAAGUCGACUAUGAUAUUAUACCAAAAGAGUUAGUAAAACAGUUGAAGAUUCCUAGAAAGGUGGUUAUUUAUAGAGGUGAAAAUGCAGCAAAAAAAUUUAUGGAAAAUAUGAUUGAUAUCGGAAAUAAUAUCAAAACAAUUUACGAAACUGCUACACCAAUGGGUAAAUUAACUGAAAAAGAAGAAAAACGUUUUCAAAGAAUUAAAAGAUGUGAAAAAUGUUCAAAACAUUUUAAAAAAAAUAAUUUAAUUAAAGUUCGAGAUCACUGUCAUUUUACUGGUAAAUAUAGACAAUGUCUUUGUCUCGAAUGUAAUUUUCAAAUAACUAAUCCAUCAUUCAUUCCAAUUUUCUUUCAUAAUUUAUCGUACGAUAGCCAUUUCAUAAUUCGAGAGCUCGGUUGCGAUGAUCAAAAUAUUCACGUUAUUCCUAAUUCAUCAGAAAAAUAUAUAUCCUUCAGCAAGGAAAUCGCACCUAAAUUUAGUAUAAAAUUUGUUGAUACAUUCCGUUUUAUGAGCGAGUCAUUAAGUAAACUUGCGGAAAAUUUAUCUGAAGAUAAGUCGAGAUUUAGAGAAACUCUUAAAAUAUUUUCUGCGGAAGCACUAGAUUUAGUUACACGAAAAGGAGUCUUCCCUUAUGAAUAUGUCGAUAAUUGGAGUAAAUUAGAUGAUACUUUUCUACCAUCAAAGCUAGAAUUUUAUAACUCUUUAACAGACGAGAAAAUUAGUGAUGAAGAUUAUAUACAUGCUAAAAAUGUAUGGCAUACAUUUGAUAUAAAGACUUUAGGUGAAUAUAGCGAUCUUUAUUUAAAAACUGAUGUUAGCAUACUAGCCGAUGUGUUCGAAAAUUUUAGAGACUUAUGUUUAUCUACGCUCGAACUAGAUCCUGCUCAUUAUAUGACUGCUCCCGGGUUUGCUUUUGACUGUAUGCUGAAGUAUACCAAGGUCAAAUUAUCAAGGUUAAAGGAGUAUAACAUGUUGCUUUUCUUCGAAAAAUCGAUUAGAGGCGGGAUAUGCCAAUCAACCAAAAGAUAUGUUAAGGCAAACAUACCAAAUAUCGAAGGAUUGGACUAUAAUGCAAAUGAACCGAUCACAUGGAUUACAUAUCUCGAUUGUGUGAAUUUGUAUGGGAAGUCUAUGUUAACAGAAUUACCUUUUAAAGAUUUUGAAUGGGUUGACGAUCUCAACAUAGAUGUAACUAAAAUCGCUGAUGAUUCAGAAGUCGGAUAUAUAUUAGAAGUUGAUAUUGAGUAUCCUAAACAUCUACAUAAAUAUCAUAAUGAUUUCCCAUUUUUACCGUUUAACGAAUGUCCACCAAAUUCGAAAGUUGAGAAAUUGUUAACUACUUUAUCACCGAAAAAAAACUAUAUUGUACAUUACAAAAAUUUAAAACAAGCAAUUUCUCACGGUCUUAAAGUAGUAAAAAUUCAUCGAGCUAUCCGUUUUUCCCAAAGUAAAUGGAUGGCAUCAUACAUAAAAUUAUGUACAUCUAUGAGAGUACAAGCUAAAAACGAGUUUGAGAAGGAUUUCUGGAAGUUGCUAAUUAAUAGCGUUUUUGGUAAAUGUAUGGAGAAUGUUCGAGCAAGAACUUCUAUAAAACUGGUUUCUUCAGAACAAAAAGCAAGGAAAUUAAUGGCGAAAACUAGUUUUAAAGACAGAACUAUAUAUUCUAAGAAUCUCAUGGCCAUUCAUCAGCAUAAGGAAACAAUUAAAUUCGACAAGGCAAUUUAUGUAGGAUUUGCAAUUUUAGACGUUUCGAAAACAUUUAUGUAUGACUUCCAUUAUAAUGUAAUGAAGAAAAGGUAUGGUACUAAAAUUAGUUCUUUAUAUUCGGAUACUGAUUCCCUGAUAUAUGCUAUCCAAACAACAAAUUUUUUUGACGAUUUAAAAAAUAGUUUAUUACCAUAUUUUGACACAUCUAAUUAUCCUAAAGACCAUUGUUGUUUUAGUGAAAUUCAUAAAAAUCAACCAGGGUUCUUUAAAGAUGAAAUGAAAGGAAUUAUAAUUAAAGAAUUCGUUUCAUUAAGACCGAAAUUAUAUGCUUAUAAAACUAUAGAUGGCGCUGAGAAAAAAAAAGCAAAAGGCGUAAAGAAAUAUAUAAUUAAAAAUCACAUGCAAUUUAACAAUUAUAUGAAUAUACUAAACGCUUUUAUAAACCAUAAAACUCUCAAGGAUGAACAAACUCAUAGAAAAAUGAAUUUUAUCCAAUCAAAUAAACAUGUUGUUCAUUCGAAAACAAUGAACAAACUCGUUCUAAGUGCAAACGAUGAUAAACGUUAUAUAAUGGAUGACGGGAUAAAUACUUUAGCUUAUGGUCACUAUAAACUUAAUGACUCAGUUUAAAAGCGUUAUCUAGCGGAACAAAAUACAGCAAUAUUAUUAUUUUCAUUGAUUUAUUUACCACUAGAUGACGCUUUUUGUUUUUAUCGAUUGUAUAUAUUUAUAUAUAGUUUUCAAAACAGACUAAUGAGGAUCAGGAGAUCAUGUGAAAUAAUUAAUUCGACUUAAUAAAAAAAACUGAUAUUUUAUUUUAUUAAAAAAAAUAAAUAAAUAAAUAAAUAAAUAAAUAUAAUACAUAAAAAAACAUUAUUUUAAAAUAUCUGAUGAUGUUAUCCAUGAAUUUUGACUUGAAUCAAAACCUAACCAUUUAACAAACAUUUUAUUCCCAACUUUUUUUACAAUACGUUCAAUGAGAAAGGUGUUUGGAAAAUCAGUUAAUUUAAUUUCCUGUUCAUAAAAACCACCUAAAAUUAUACUGCCUGAUUCAUCCUUUAGUUGAUAAGUUACUGGAUUUGUCUGUAAAACUUUUGAAACUGUAAAUAUUUCCGUUGUCCAAUUUGGUGUAUAUCCUUUAGUAAAUAUAUGUUUAUACUUAGAUAUUCGUACUUUAUCGUUAACUUUAAAUUUUGGUUUAUACAAUGUUUCAGAAUUUAUAUAUGUGUUAAAUUUAAUUCUGUUUGUACCCAUUCGAGCUUCACUAGGUGUACAUUUGAUUGUUCUGUGUUUUGUGUUAUUAUAGUUAUGUAUAAUUUUUGAUAUUGUAUUGUGCCAAUUCCAUGUGCCUGUUGCAGUAAAAUGUCUAUAUAUAUUAUUUUUAAGAGUUCGAAUCACACGUUCCGCGAUUGAACAUUUGAUAACACUGUAUGAACUGUAAUGCUUAAUUUUAUAUUUUUUCAUUAAAUCUUGGAAUUGGACAUUGUAAA